Epinephelus lanceolatus (giant grouper) is the source of this 2295-nucleotide messenger RNA. RefSeq names its product S100 calcium binding protein V2 (gene s100v2). The record is from RefSeq and is a predicted model, not a curated record. NCBI's taxonomy places the organism in Eukaryota, Metazoa, Chordata, Actinopteri, Perciformes, Serranidae.
UGGUGACUGUCAGUAAAGUUAAUGCUCCACUGACACACAGCGCGAGACACGCAGCAAGACCGAGCGCGAGACACGCAGGAAGAAAAGUUGAAACAGUCGACAUGUCUCAGUAUUCAGACCUCGAGAAGGCAAUCAACACGAUGGUCACCCAGUUCCACUCUGCUUCAGGUGACAAAAGUGGAACGCUGAAAGUUGAUGAAUUCAAAAAUCUUUUGGGCUCCCAGAUGCCAAACCUGGUCAAGUUUGGCUCAGACCAGGGACUUGGUGACAUCCUGUCGAAGAUGGGCGUAGGUGAGGGCGAGGGCAUCUCUUUCAAGCAUUUCUGGAGCUUAAUCCAGCAAGUAGCCACCAGUCAGCAUGGCCUCCUCAAAGACCAGUUUGGGGGCUCCUCAUGCAGCUGCAUCCUCCUGUGAAGAGCAAGCCCUCAGCCCAACACAUCAGCUCCACCCUGUUUCCACCCUGGAGUUUCACUUAACAGAGUAACCAUAUGCACAUCACUCUCAUAAUCAGGUGUCGGACAGAAUACAAAGGUACAAAGUCUACUCUGCACACAGUUGGCAGUUCCCAACAUUUCUGACUAAAAUUUUACAUUUUUUAAAUGCUGUGAUCUCUUAUUAGACAGUUUUCUACAUCCCGCUUCUGCCAGUAAACUGCCCAGAAUCCUUUGCACCAUUUUAAGUUCAAAUUCAAUCUAGCUUUCAUUUCAUUGUGCCUUGUGCUGUCAUUACUUUGUGCUAUUUUUUAACUAUCUUACAAUGAAAUCAUCUACUCAACCUCACACUGAGUAAAAGGUAACCGAUUCGUAGCCAUUUGGUGAUCAUGAGUUAAGUACAUGCAGUAUGUUAUUUUAUUUUACAUAUUGCACAUGUUGAUAUUGGCUCAGGUUCCUGACAGGACAAUCUGAUUUUGUCUAGCAUGUUAUUAGCCACAGAAUGUUAGUGGUCCUUCUGUGUUGUAUUAGUAAAAGAAAAACACACAUCCCAAAAUGUCUUCCCAGAUUACACUCAAGAUUGAUUCAUGGCAGAGUUUAAAACAUCACCUAUGAGCUGGGAGGAGAUUUGGGGAGUAGAGGUGGAGCUAAACAAAUGCACAGCUUCAGCAUUCAAAAUUUACUCUCUAAAGGCUUCAGUAUGUUUGAAAUGUACAGAGUCGUACAAUGUGUCAUCAAUAUAAAGGUGUCAGUUUGUUCCGAAAGCAGUGCCUGUUGGAUUGUCUAACAGCGUCGAAACCCGGCUUCAUCAACUUUCUGUCUUGGCAGGCUUCUAAGUGGGGACAUUUAAAACAGCUGUUAAUGCUUCUGCUUUCAGAGGUUGUACAAAUAAAAGUAUUAGUACGAUGCAUGUUAUACCCUUCAGACACUAUUAGGUGAUCCAACAAGCAGAGGCACUAGUACUCAUUUUGAAUUUUAUCGGUGCAAAAGGCACUGGGCAUUAUCACAGUCAUAGCCAUUACCAUAGUCACUUUCCUUUAUGUGCUCCAAUUUUUAUUCCAUGUAUAAUAUUGAUUUGUGGUGCCUUCAAACCACUUAUGUUUACUUCACUGAUAAUAGGAGGAUGAAUGGCCCUCUGCUGUGGUAUUCAAAACUUCAUAAGGAUAUUUCCUACUAGGUCAAAGCGGAGGGGUGACAGUUGUGAAAAUAGUAUCAAAUGGAAGCAUGGCCUUCUGGAUAAGAGACAGCAUUAUUCACUAUUUUAUAAAAGGGAACAAGGGCUUGUUCUUAUGGUCAUCUCACUAGUUAACUACAUAAAUGCUAAGAAUAUAGUUCCUAUACUGUAAUAUAGUGUAGCCAACUUCACAUGACAAAAAUGCUAACUCAUGAGUACCAUUUGAAAACAUCAGUAUGAGAGCAUGUAUCAUCAGAGUUGAUCCUCAGAAACACUGAGGAAAAAUGAGUUUAACUUUCAGAAGCUUUGAAACAUAUAGAAUUUCUUAUUUUGUGCUGACUCCAAUUCACAGUAUGUGUUAUUGUGUUGACAGUUUACAGCCAUUACAAGUGUAAGCAACGUCUGGAUCUUUAAAAAUGUGGCAGUAAUCAUCUCAAUUUGAAUUCACGUGUCAGCAACAGAAUGCUAAAGUGUAGUUUGGGUUAUUUCUGUCUUUAUGUUUGACUUUGCAAUCAUUUGAUAAAACACGAAUUGUGUACUUUAUAGUCCCAUUAUAAGUUUCUACCUGUAAUGCUUUACCCUCUGCGAACCUGCAUUUUCUAUGUAUUUAUAUUUUGUAAUUCUCUGUAUUCUGGCCUGUGUGACACCAUAAGAAACAUGAUGUAAUAAACAUACAAAGAAACCACCAGAA